Molecule: messenger RNA, 696 nt
Organism: Melampsora larici-populina 98AG31
Lineage: Eukaryota; Fungi; Basidiomycota; Pucciniomycetes; Pucciniales; Melampsoraceae
Exons: 5
Coding region: 1-696 (231 amino acids)
Source: RefSeq, a predicted model, not a curated record
AUGAGUGAUUGGGAUGAUUUGUUUGGAGACAAUAUGGAUGUUGAAGAGGAUGAUUUGGGUGGACAACCAGGAACUUCAUUACGACCACCUAGCGCGAUGUCGAUUAACGGUACAAGUGACUCGCCCCAGCCUGCUCCUGCUACCCCGUCCCCCCCAGCCACGAAACACACCAGCCUCCGCCCCGUGACGCCCCGCUGCCAAUGGACGCUCAUGGACAAAGCCCUGGCUGAUCUGAGCACAAGACCCGACAGCAAUGCGUCCUUGUACUUUAAUCAGAUUGCCCGUUAUGACCGGGAGACUUUUACCGGAAAGCAAACUUGGGCGACUACCAAAGCGUCUGGACCACUUCCAGCAUUGUUUGUGGAUCAAGUAUUUGCAGCAGCGAGCCCAGUUAUUGUCAAUGUAUCUGGAGGGUCUGGUGAUCAAGUCACGGAAGAGGGUCUCGAGGAGGAUGAGCAAACCCCAAUCACACGAGAGAACCAAGGGAAAUACAUGCCUGUGCCAUUAGUCCUGCGUGGUGAAACUGGGAAACUCUACAUGUGGGCUCGGGGAAUGGAUCAACCUCCCAGCUCACACAGUGGACACGUUCACAUUUGGCACAAUGUGCAUGCGAUCAACGUCAGCGACGACGUGGUCGGGAUGUGCCAACUUCGCGUCACCAUGACGGAUUUACUCCCAUCAAAGCUCAAAAUUUGA